CACUCCGCCACGAGCAUGCGCAGUGCGUCCGGAAAAGCGGCCAGGAGGAAAGAGAUGAUGGCGUCUUCGGCUGCUCGUUGCUCCUCACGCUGGAUUACAGUCGUCGCGUCCUCCGGACACCGGUGGGCCACCGGCGCCGCUGUCUCCUCUGGCCAUGGAGGGGUCAGGAGUUUUUCCACGCUGGGAAAGGAAAGCCUGUGGCGUGGGGGAAGCCUGACGUGCGGCGGAGCAGGGAAAGCGUUGACAUUGAGAGGGCUGUCAGGCCUCAAACCCCCCCACGCUGUCUACACCCUGUCCUUUCACACAAGUGCCCCCGCUUGCAGCAAGCAGGACUUCUACCAGAUCCUCGGGGUGCCUCGCUCAGCCACCCAGAAAGAGAUCAAGAAAGCCUACUACCAGAUGGCCAAAAAGUACCACCCCGACACCAACAAAGACGACCCACAAGCCAAGGAGAAAUUUGCUCAGCUGGCCGAAGCGUAUGAGGUGCUGAGCGACGAGGUGAAGAGGAAGCAGUACGACACAUACGGCUCGACGGGCUUCGACGCCGGUCAGGCGGGCGGAGGGCAGCACUACUGGAGCGGACAGGCCACCAGCGUGGACCCGGAGGAGCUUUUCCGCAAAAUCUUUGGGGAAUUCUCCGGAGGUCGUGGCUUCGGAGACUUCAACGCUAUAUUCGACCAGCCGCAGGAGUACAUCAUGGAGCUGACGUUCACUCAGGCCGCGAAAGGGGUCAAUAAAGAGAUAUCUGUUAGCAUAGAUGCAGCCUGCCAGCGCUGCGAUGGGAAGGGUCACGAGCCGGGCACCAAGGUGCAGCACUGCCACUACUGCAACGGCUCCGGCAUGGAAACCAUAAACACGGGCCCGUUUGUGAUGCGCUCCACGUGCCGGCGCUGCGGCGGCAAAGGCACGGUCAUCUCCAGCCCGUGUCAUUCCUGCCGUGGCACGGGACAGACCAGGCAGAGGAAGACCGUGAUGGUUCCUGUGCCCGCAGGCGUGGAGGACGGUCAGACGGUCCGAAUGCCUGUCGGAAAGAAGGAAAUCUUCAUCACAUUUCGGGUCCAAAAAAGUCCCGUGUUCAGGAGGGACGGCGCAGACGUCCACUCUGACGUUUUCGUGUCUGUGGCACAAGCCAUCCUGGGCGGCACAGCCAGAGCACAAGGCCUUUACGAAACAGUCAAUCUAUCGAUCCCUGCCGGCAUCCAGACAGACCAGAGGAUCCGCCUGGCAGGGAAAGGAAUCGCUCGCGUCAGUGGCUAUGGCUUCGGAGAUCACUACAUCCACGUCAAGAUAAGAAUACCCAAGACACUGACUGACAGACAGAGGUCUCUGUUGAUGAGCUACGCUGAGGACGAGGCGGACGUAGAGGGAACAGUGAACGGCGUCACUUCCACCACCACAGGUGGGGGCAGCAGUGGUAAGCGGUCUGAGGCAGGGCAUGACAAGAAGGAAGCAGAGUUGAAUCAAGAAGAGGGCUUUCUCUCCAAAUUAAAGAAAUUUUUUAGUUCUUCCUGACAGCCACAAACCAGGUAAAAGAUCAUCCUGGAACUGAAAGGCGCCAUCAGCGGGUCAGAUGGCAGAGAGGACGACGGCGUCAAGCAAGGACAGCCACAUUAUAAAGGAAGGGAACGGAGGAACAUUGGGGGUUGGCUGAGGCUUACCGCGGUUCUGGAUGGACCUGCUCAGCACCGUGGUGGAAAAAAAAAGUCGGGGGAUUACUGCUCCUCUGCCAAAGAGGAUCCACGCGCAAGAGGAUGUUCCAGUUCGCCAAUUACCUCUCUGUCAAAUGUCCACUGAGGCCACUGUGGCAGCAAAGACUUGUAAUUUCACAUAGCAUAGUCGGUGCAUGUCGUCAAACAGAGCCCACAUGCUCAGAAAUAAAUUAUUACAUUGACACACAACACAGGUACAGUCUAAUGGUUUUAUUAGGGGUUAAAUCAUCCUGUUGAUCUGUAUGUCCUGCUUGUGUUUUCAUCCUUCCUCCUGUUGGUUCCCCCCUUUAAAAGUUUGACAUCUGCAGAGUUUUAGCGUUGGAUGACUUAAAGGAUGUUUCUACAGUGGAUACUUAGGUCUCUUCUCUGUGAUGGAGGAUUAAACUGCUUUCCUGGACACUGAUUACUCCUCAUCUGUCCUCCUUUAACCCUUCCGAGAAAUUACUUUUAGUUUUCACACAACAGUUGUAGAUCAAACAUGUGUCAAUGUGUCAUAUAGAAUGAGAAGAAUAUACUGUACAGCUAUAAUGAAGAGAUGGUCUGGGAA
Mugil cephalus (flathead mullet) is the source of this 2256-nucleotide messenger RNA. RefSeq names its product DnaJ heat shock protein family (Hsp40) member A3a (gene dnaja3a). Gene Ontology annotation, cellular component: mitochondrion. Gene Ontology annotation, molecular function: ATP binding; protein kinase binding; heat shock protein binding. The transcript has 12 exons. Bases 16 to 1512 code for a protein of 498 amino acids. Gene Ontology annotation, biological process: negative regulation of apoptotic process; response to heat; protein folding. The record is from RefSeq and is a predicted model, not a curated record. Lineage: Eukaryota; Metazoa; Chordata; Actinopteri; Mugiliformes; Mugilidae.